Messenger RNA from Pyrenophora tritici-repentis Pt-1C-BFP, 1624 nucleotides. Its product is annotated as FolC, Folylpolyglutamate synthase. The record is from RefSeq and is a predicted model, not a curated record. NCBI's taxonomy places the organism in Eukaryota, Fungi, Ascomycota, Dothideomycetes, Pleosporales, Pleosporaceae. Gene Ontology annotation, cellular component: mitochondrion; cytoplasm; cytosol. Gene Ontology annotation, biological process: tetrahydrofolylpolyglutamate biosynthetic process. Gene Ontology annotation, molecular function: tetrahydrofolylpolyglutamate synthase activity; ATP binding.
AUGGAGAAAGGUGACUAUGCGGCUGCCGUCGCGGCCUUGAACACGCUGCAGUCCAACUUUUCCAUUGUCGACGCCAUCCGCAAGUCUGGCCGAGGCAUGAACAAGCAGGCGAUACCAGAGAUGCUCGAGUGGUGUCGCAAGCUUGGAUAUGAGCCCUCUGAGUUCGAUCGUCUGAAGCCAAUUCACAUUGCGGGAACCAAGGGAAAGGGCUCCACGAGUGCUUUCAUAUCUUCAAUCUUGUCGCAAUACGCAUCCUCAGCCGACGCCCAAACGCCCCCCUCGAAGAUCGGACUGUAUACCUCGCCGCACCUGCGAUCUGUUCGUGAGCGCAUCCAGAUCAACAAUGAGCCCAUAUCAGAGUCAGAUUUUGCAAAGUACUUCUUCGAGGUAUGGGACCGGCUAGAGGCAGCAUCCAAGGCUGAGGACGCGCCAGGAGACGUUCCCACAAAGCCCGUCUACUUCCGCUACUUGACGCUCAUGGCCCUGCACGCAUAUCUGAAAGAGGGUGUAGACAGUGCAGUCAUCGAGUGCGGAAUUGGCGGCGAGUAUGAUAGCACCAAUAUCUUGACCAAGCCUACUGUUACCGCCGUCACGAGUUUGGGAAUAGAUCACACAGCCAUGCUGGGCACCACGCUUCCUGAAAUUGCCUGGCACAAGGCGGGAAUCUUCAAGAAAGGUAGCGUCGCCUUUACAGCGCCGCAAAAGGACGAGGCUAUGGCGGUUCUACGAGAGAGGGCUGCUGAGAAAGGCACAACUCUGCACACCAUCGACAUACAUCCUGCUUUGGCCAACAACGAGGUCAAGUUGGGGCUGGGUGCAGUCUUCCAAAAGAUCAACGCCUCUGUAGCCAUUGCAGCAGCAGCGGCGCAUCUCCGCGCACUCGGUCAUUCCACCGUACCGGAUCCGACUGCGGUUCCACAUAUCAGGCUUCCAUCGGAGUUCGUCCGCGGACUUGAGCAGGUCCGCUGGGCUGGUAGGUGCGAAAUUCGACGUGAAACGAAUGUUGCAUGGCACAUCGACGGCGGUCAUACCAUGGAAAGCAUAGAGGUCACUGGCCAGUGGUUUGCUGAGCAGAUGGCAACUGCCGCAACGUCGCAGUCCAAGGUUCCCCGCAUCUUGAUCUUCAACCAGCAGACCAGAGACGCAGGCGCACUCGCCAAGGGCCUGUAUGCAGCUUUGCAAGCCGGUGUAACGUCCGGGCCGCAAUCACCCUUCACACAUGUCAUCUUCACAACAAAUCAGACAUUCAGCGAGGGUUACAAGCCUGAUCUUGUAUCCAUCAAUACGAAUCAACAAGAUGUAGAUACUUUGGCAGUGCAGAAGGCGCUUGCCAAGACAUGGACGGAGAUUGACAGUACAGCAGAAGUCCACGUGCUGCGUACAAUCGAAGAGGCAAUCGGAACCGCAAGAGGCGUGGCCCGAGACUAUGCGAAAGAUGCUGGUCACGAGACAGAAGUCAUGGUGUUGGUCACUGGAAGCUUGCACCUCGUUGGGGGUGCGCUCGAAGUUCUAGAGACGCAGGCCACGCAGUAAAAAUUGAUACCCACGGAUAGCAAUGUAGUGAAAGCGCUUCAACAUGCGCUAACCUUUUCAAGGCGACCAAUGCAAAAUUAGAUCUAUGGCU